Erinaceus europaeus (western European hedgehog) is the source of this 927-nucleotide messenger RNA. Its product is annotated as olfactory receptor 4N2-like. Gene Ontology annotation, molecular function: G protein-coupled receptor activity; olfactory receptor activity. The coding region runs from base 1 to 927 and encodes 308 amino acids. The transcript has a single exon. Gene Ontology annotation, biological process: G protein-coupled receptor signaling pathway. NCBI's taxonomy places the organism in Eukaryota, Metazoa, Chordata, Mammalia, Eulipotyphla, Erinaceidae. Gene Ontology annotation, cellular component: membrane. The record is from RefSeq and is a predicted model, not a curated record.
AUGGAGAAAGAGAACAGCACUGUGGUGACUGAAUUCAUCUUCCUUGGUCUCACUCAGUCACAUGAUGUUGAACUCCUGGUGUUCAUGUUAGUUUUAGUAUUUUAUUUAAUAAUUCUCCCUGGAAAUUUCUUUAUCAUCUUCACUAUCAGGUUAGACCCAGGUCUCUCCGCUCCCCUCUACUUAUUUCUGAGCAAUUUGGCCUUCAUGGAUGCAUCUUACUCCUUUAUUGUAUCUCCUAGAAUGCUGAUGGAUUUCCUCUCUGAGCAAAAGGUAAUCUCCUACAGAGGCUGUAUCACUCAGCUAUUUUUCUUGCAUUUCCUUGGAGGAGGAGAGAUGUUGCUUCUUGCUGUGAUGGCCUUUGACCGCUACAUUGCCAUCUGCAGGCCUUUACACUAUUCAAUUGUCAUGAACUCUAGAGUAUGCCACGCCUUACUAUUAUUACCAUGGCUUGGGGGAUUUAUUCAUUCCAUUGUGCAAGUGAUUCUCAUUCUCCGUUUGCCCUUCUGUGGUCCAAACCAAUUGGAUAACUUCUUCUGUGAUGUGCCUCAGGUCAUCAAGCUAGCCUGCACAGACACUUUUGUGGUGGAGCUCCUGAUGGUCUUCAAUAGUGGUCUCCUCACCCUUGUGUGCUUUCUGGGGCUUCUGACUUCUUAUGCAGUCAUCCUCUUCCGUGUACGUGGGUCUUCCUCUGAAGGGAAGAACAAGGCUCUCUCCACAUGCACUACUCAUAUCAUCAUUGUAUUUCUCAUGUUUGGCCCUGCCAUCUUCAUCUACACACGCCCUUUCAGAAGCUUCCCAGCUGACAAAGUAGUUGCUCUGUUCCACACAGUGAUCUUUCCUUUGAUGAACCCUGUGAUCUAUACCCUUCGCAAUCAGGAAGUGAAAGCUUCCAUGAAAAGAUUGUUAAAUAGACACAUGGUUUGCUGA